AUGGACCAGAGCGUGAUUGUGCCGUCGAUGCCGCGCGACGCCGGCGUCGAAAGUAUGCGGUUGACCAUGAAGAAUGAGUCCGAUUCCGGUCUGCGACAGCAGGAGCAAACGGUCGUCGUACACCCGAAUUCCACGAUGGCCGCACGAUCGGCGUUGCUGCCGAUGAGCACGAGUAGUUUGACUCAAGAGACGAAUCUAGAGCCGUUGAUGUGCAAUCCGACGAGUAACGAGAUACCCAGAAAACCCGGAACUCGUCGCCAAGAGAAGCCGCCGUAUUCGUACAUCGCACUGAUCGUGAUGGCCAUCCAGUCGAGUCCAGGUAAGAGGCUGACUCUGUCGGAGAUCUACUCGUUUCUGCAGCAGCGUUUUCCGUUCUUCCGGGGCACUUAUCAAGGCUGGAAGAACUCGGUGCGUCACAAUCUCAGCCUAAACGAGUGCUUCAUUAAGUUGCCCAAGGGCCUGGGUAGACCCGGCAAGGGUCACUAUUGGACCAUCGAUCCGUCCACCGAGUACAUGUUUGAGGAGGGUAGUUUCCGGCGACGGCCACGCGGCUUUCGACGCAAGUGUCAAGCCCUGAAACCUCAGUAUCCGCAAUACUAUUCUGGCGCCGGCCCCGUCGGCGUGCAAACACCUGGUCCGUACGAGAAUUUGGCCACCGGUCCCGGCGGUAUCGAAUACGCCAACGGUUAUCAGAAUCAGUAUCAGAAUUAUCAGGAAUACGCCAUGUACGCACCGAGCGCGGCGGUCUCCGCCGAUUGGGCGUACCCGGACGGGCACACGACGUACAAGUCGGCGCCGCCGAUAGCCGAGGUGACCUACAAGACCACCGAGGUCACAUACAAGACCGGAAGCGAAUCGUCGCCAUCGGUUUAUAGGAACGGCGAACUGGUGACGUUCAAGAGCGAGCCUGGUUUCGGCGCCAGGAGUCAGGAUCAGCUGUGUGCCUACCGGCCGCCGACCGACGGUUUCCCGACGGUGAAAGAUCACCAUCAGCAGCAUCAUGCAACCGACUAUAAGGACGAGACAAUGAUGAGCAACUAUUCAAAGUGCUCGACGCCCACCACUCAAGCACCCGGACAGGAUUAUUACGUCGGUUAUGGCCUCGCGGGGGUCAACAAUACUACCGGCGUCAAUAUCGCCAUGCAAUCUAUGCAAGAACAACCGGGUGGUAAUAGCAGUCCUAUAGCCAAUGUUAGCUCGCCGCAUAGCGGAUGCCAGACCCCUGCGGAUCACGGCAUAAAAAUGCAGUGCAGUUCUAGCUCGAGUUCAAAUAGUUCUGGCGGUGGCAUCAUUGACCGUAAGCCAUCCUACUUCGCGCAUCCCGGAGGAUCAGUAGCUUUGAGCUCCUUGAGCUCGCUGGGUUCGUUAAAUUUAAGCAACAUCGGUGGUCUAAGUAUAUCCAACAUACCUGGUGCAGUUUCGUCGAAUAUCCAUCACGCGUCGACAUCACCGCCCGCGACAAUGUACUACGAUCAGAUCAAGUACAGCAUGUGAAGACGAUUGUUUCCCUGAAACAAAUGAUAUAACUUCGUUAGAUUAUUUUGUAUAGAAAGUUCCAUAUUUUAAACGCUGUAAAUGUUUUUAAAGUGCUUCAUAUUUUUACGGUAAACAAAAUUGUUAGCAAAUCUUAAAUUAUAUCUGUUAUUUGCAUUCCGAUAUUAUCUGGAAACAUACACAGAAUUAUAUAUUAAAUUUGCAAAAAGAUAGUUUUGUUAAAUAAUAUCGGUGAAUGAAUGAGGCCACACAGUACUCGAACCACUCUUCAAGUAUGUUUUUAUCAUUUCUUGAAAAAACAUACUAUAAUAUAUAUUCAUAUCAAUAGAUGAGAAUGUAAUUUCGGUAUAAGCUAGAAUUACAAAAAUUUUAUCAUUGAUUUGCUUUAUUUAGAAUUUGAAAACAUUGACUUGUAUACAGUUCUAAAAGUGAAUUAUUCAAGUUCUCGUAUUUCAGUGAAUUUCAAUACUUCAAUAAUUUCAAUAUUCAAUAUUUCAAUAAUUCAUAAAUUAGUAAUAAAGAGGGGAAAGAAUUCUUGAUUUACAGUUGCGGGCGUAAAUAUAAGUGAUGUAAGUAAAAAUGUAAAAUAUAGUUACGUAAAAAAUGAUUACACGACCUAUCGUGGCUCAAGAAUGCGUAGCGGUGCGCAUCGAGAGAUACGUCCGCUUUAAAAAAACGUUGAUGCAUCUCGACCAUAUCCUAUUUAUAUUUAUGAUCCAUUAAUCGAUGUAAUUAAUUUAAAUCUAGCGGAGAAACAAAGUCUGUAGAAUUAAAUAACGUUUGCUAAGAAAAUUUCUGUUGAUUUCUUUGUCGCGCACGAUUUUCUAUCCCAAUAAUCUAAAUCAG
Messenger RNA from Formica exsecta, 2340 nucleotides. Its product is annotated as forkhead box protein E1-like. Gene Ontology annotation, cellular component: nucleus. Gene Ontology annotation, molecular function: RNA polymerase II cis-regulatory region sequence-specific DNA binding; DNA-binding transcription factor activity, RNA polymerase II-specific. The coding region runs from base 1 to 1494 and encodes 497 amino acids. The transcript has 2 exons. The record is from RefSeq and is a predicted model, not a curated record. Gene Ontology annotation, biological process: animal organ morphogenesis; regulation of transcription by RNA polymerase II. NCBI's taxonomy places the organism in Eukaryota, Metazoa, Arthropoda, Insecta, Hymenoptera, Formicidae.